This is a messenger RNA of Strongyloides ratti, 1533 nucleotides long. Its product is annotated as Importin subunit alpha. The record is from RefSeq and is a predicted model, not a curated record. Gene Ontology annotation, molecular function: protein binding; nuclear import signal receptor activity. The transcript is spliced from 2 exons. Gene Ontology annotation, biological process: NLS-bearing protein import into nucleus. NCBI's taxonomy places the organism in Eukaryota, Metazoa, Nematoda, Chromadorea, Rhabditida, Strongyloididae. The coding region runs from base 1 to 1533 and encodes 510 amino acids. Gene Ontology annotation, cellular component: nucleus; cytoplasm; nucleoplasm.
AUGAAUCCAGAUCGUCAGCAACAAUACAAAAAUUUAGCUAAGGACAGUGAUUCUUUACGUAAAAAUCGUCUUGAAACUUCAAUUUCUUUGAGAAAAGAAAAAAGAGAAGAAGCCUUGUCUAAAAGACGUAAUAUUCAUGAAACAACUGACCCUACUACAAGUUCUUUUGCCGAGGAUCUUCCAUCAAACGUCCCAUUUGAUGGUGAAAAGUUGUUUGAAAUUGUUAAUGAAGCUAAGUCAGAUGAUCCCGCUAGAAGAUUAACUGCUGUAACUCAAGCUAGAAAAUUACUUAGCAGUGACAAAAAUCCUCCAAUUGAUGAUUUAAUUAGUAGUGGAAUUCUUCCAGCACUUGUUGAAUGUUUGAAGACUAACAUAAAAGAAUUACAAUUUGAGGCAGCUUGGGCUCUUACAAAUAUUGCAUCUGGAACUAGUGAACAAACCAGAGCCGUUGUUCAAGCUGGUGCAGUACCAAAGUUUUUGGAUUUACUUAACUCUGAACAUCUAAAUGUCUGUGAACAAGCUGUGUGGGCACUUGGAAACAUUAUUGGAGAUGGACCACAUUUUAGGGAUUAUUGUAUUAAGUUAGGAAUAAUACCACAACUAUUGAAAUUUGUAACACCAGAUAUAUCAAUAAACUUUCUGAGAAAUGUAACGUGGGUUAUGGUCAAUCUUUGCAGGUCUAAAGAUCCAGCUCCAACAAUUGAGGUCGUUACUGCAUUGUUACCUGCUCUUUCUAUUUUAAUAUAUCAUGAUGACACAGCAAUUUUAGUCGAUACAGUAUGGGCUUUAUCUUAUCUUACAGAUAGUGGAAAUGAUCAAAUUCAAGCUGUUAUUCAAUCUGGUGUUGUUAAGAGACUUGUGGAACUUUUAGGACAUGAAGAAAAUAAGGUACAAACUGCUGCUUUGAGAGCUGUUGGAAAUAUUGUUACUGGUACUGAUGAACAAACUCAACACGUUAUUGAUGCUGGAGCAUUGAGUAUGAUGCCAACACUUCUAAUGCACAGUAAAGCUAAGAUCAAUAAAGAAGCUGUAUGGUUUGUUUCUAAUAUAACUGCUGGUUUAGAUACUCAGGUUCAAGCCGUUAUUGAUGCAGAUUUGGUCCCAUUGAUUAUUAACUUACUUGACAAAGGUGACCACAUGACACAAAAAGAAGCAGCAUGGGCUAUUUCAAAUGUUACUAUUUCUGGAAAUGUUAAUCAAGUGAGAUAUUUAGUCGAUCGUGGUGUAAUUCCACCAUUCUGUAAUCUUCUUGGAAUUCGUGAUACACAAAUUGUUCAAGUAGUUCUUGAUGGACUUAUCAAUAUUUUAAAAAAGAGCCAUCCAUAUGUUGAACAGGUAACAACGAUAAUUGAAGAAUGUGGAGGACUUGAUAAGAUUGAACACCUUCAAAAUCAUGAAAACGAAGAUGUCUACAAAUUAGCAUUUGAUAUUAUUGACAACUUCUUUUCAGGAGAUGAAGAUAAUGAUAAUUGUAAUAUUGAUUCAGGGGAAGGCACUAGUCAUCAAUACCAACCAAAAAGCUUCAAUUUCUAG